This is a messenger RNA of Malassezia pachydermatis, 1050 nucleotides long. Its product is annotated as nucleotide exchange factors-like protein. The transcript has a single exon. Bases 1 to 1050 code for a protein of 349 amino acids. The record is from RefSeq and is a predicted model, not a curated record. NCBI's taxonomy places the organism in Eukaryota, Fungi, Basidiomycota, Malasseziomycetes, Malasseziales, Malasseziaceae.
AUGUCAAAUCGCACGGCUGAUGAACUACUGAAAUGGGGUCUGCGCAAUGCCCCCGUAAGCGAAGAUGGAUCUUCCUCGGUAGCGCAAGUAGCGGCCGAUGUGGCUGCAGGUCGACGCCCUGAUCUCGCUGACCCUGGCCUGUACGAUGCCAUUAUGGGAAAGAGCGAAGCACAGAUGAUGCAAGAAGAAUUAAGUGUGGCCGUGGACACGACACGCACCGUGGAGGAUCGAUGCACGGCCCUGGACAACUUUGAAAUGCUGAUUGAACAAGUGGACAAUGCCAAUAAUAUGGAGUCUAUGCGCAUGUGGCCUGCCGUCAUUGCCUUGCUCAGGGCAGCCGAGCCUGAGAUCCAGAUGGCUGCAGCUUGGAUCGUAGGCACCGCGGUACAAAACAACGACAAGGCACAAGCCAUCGCGCUAGGUCAUGGUGUACUUCACACUCUGCUCCCUCUACUGACGGCGCCGCGUACGGAUGUCCGGAACAAGGGCGUCUAUGCGCUGAGUGCCAUGCUGAAACACUACGCUGCAGCGGUCCAGCAAUUCGGCGAGAUGGACGGAUGGUCAAAGAUCCGAGUGGCCUUGGACACAGAACAUCUCGGUGUGCGCCGGAAACUCGUGUUCUUGCUCAACCAGCUUAUCCUGCAGACGCAUGAUGAACCUGCUAAGGCUGUACCGCCGCCGCCGCCGAACAAUGUGCACCUGCCUGCACCACAUGAAGAGGUGCCCGCGACGAUGCGGGAUGGUGUGACGCAUCCUCCUGUGGCGCAAAUCCUUGUGGAUACAGGCUUGGUUUCUACCAUUCUUGACUCCUUGGCACCUGUGCAAACAGAUCCUCUGCCAUCGAUUGCACUGUGCCAAGGCCAGCCUGUUAGGGACGAUGACGACUACCUGGAAAAGGCUGUGCAAGUCAUUUUGACGUUGCUGUCCCAGUCACCACCGCCCUCGCCGCUGCCUGUGGAACAGCUUCAACAAUUGGCGCACUUGGUGUCGGGGACACGAGCUACGGAAUUGGGUUUGGAUACCCAGCCCUUGCGCGCCUAUCUGGGCUAA